Postia placenta MAD-698-R-SB12 is the source of this 1098-nucleotide messenger RNA. RefSeq lists its product as hypothetical. Lineage: Eukaryota; Fungi; Basidiomycota; Agaricomycetes; Polyporales; Adustoporiaceae. Bases 1 to 1098 code for a protein of 365 amino acids. Gene Ontology annotation, molecular function: methionyl-tRNA formyltransferase activity. Gene Ontology annotation, biological process: biosynthetic process; conversion of methionyl-tRNA to N-formyl-methionyl-tRNA. The transcript has 8 exons. The record is from RefSeq and is a predicted model, not a curated record.
AUGUCCUUGUGCUUGGCCCUUGCUCAUGUGAUGUUGGGUCUCUAUGACAGUGGAGUCUUCCUCGGACGAGAUGAGUUCUCAUGUCGGGUACUUGAACACUUACACGGUGCACCAGAUAUAUGGGAGGAUCUUGCUGUUGUGACCCAGCCAGACGCGAAAGUUGGCCGACGGGGCUCCAAGCUUUCAGUAUCACCGUUGAAAACCCUAGCGGAAAAUCUCAGUCUGCCAGUGCAUUUCAUUCCGCCGGAUAAACCCUCCUUCAAGACAUGGCAGGUCUUGAUGUUUCCUAAAACUACUUUGGCAUCGCUGAAACCCUUUCAGCCUCCACCUCCGUUCCAUUUCGGGCCUGGUCAUUCGCCACCGCCGUCGCAUAUGCUCGUAACUGCCUCUUUCGGACGUAUUCUCUCCAAUUCACUGCUUGCCCUAUUCGAACAUGGCAGACGGUUGAAUGUACAUCCAUCUCUUCUCCCCGCAUAUCGUGGUGCGGCCCCAAUUCAACGUGCGCUGCUUGAUGGACAAAACGAGACCGGGGUGUGUGUUAUCGAGAUGAUGGAGCGUAAGAAAGGGAUUGAUGCUGGUGAGAUCUGGGGGCGGCGCCGCAUGGCCAUUCCCAAUGGCAUUGCGUUCCCAGAGCUGAGAGACGCAUUGGCUUGCGAGGGUGGACAAUUGCUGGUCUCUGUCCUCCGUGACAUGUUGACAGGAAAGGCGACGGCGAAGCCUCAACCAGUUGACCCUCAGGCACCCCGCGCUCCUGCCAUUCAGGCUAAGGAUGCCACUGUAGACUUCUCACAAAUGACUGCGGAGGGCAUUAAACCUAUCAUUACUUAUCUCAAGACGAAGAGAACCCUCCAGCUGCACUCGCCCUAUGUGUGUACGGAGCCACCUCCUGAUAUGGAGAACCUCCUGCCGGCCCCAGGUGAGCGCCAUCCCGAAUCUCACGUCUAUCGGUACACGACCUCAUUUGUAUCGAAGGUGAAGCAGCAAGACCGCUCCUUAUUGAAGGCCAAAGAGUGGUGGAACGGUCUUAGUUCGGAGCUACGCCUUUCCGGAGAACGAAGCCCUGUGCAAUUCCUAGCACUGGAUACAGUCUGCCCAUAG